Molecule: messenger RNA, 3277 nt
Organism: Betta splendens (Siamese fighting fish)
Lineage: Eukaryota; Metazoa; Chordata; Actinopteri; Anabantiformes; Osphronemidae
Gene: evlb
Product: Enah/Vasp-like b
Exons: 13
Coding region: 1207-2310 (367 amino acids)
Biological process (GO): actin polymerization or depolymerization; positive regulation of actin filament polymerization; protein homotetramerization
Cellular component (GO): cytoskeleton
Molecular function (GO): actin binding; SH3 domain binding; profilin binding
Source: RefSeq, a predicted model, not a curated record
ACCACCUGUGACCCUUUAGGUCCCCAAUCAUUUAAAAUCCACCUUUCUUUUCUCCAUAGACACUUCCAUGCAUUUUGUAUUAAAUUGGGUGAACCCCACUGUAGCAGGUGAGAAAUGUCUGCCAGGUGUGAAGCGACGCACACUUCCUGGAUUACUCUGCAUCCGGCUGCAAAAACUGGGCCACGGACGGAGAUGAUAUAAAACCCAAGGUCCGCGGAGAUGAGGUUUAAAGAGCGCGCUUCCGUUUCGCGUCUAAUUUGCGGCGUCACGUCCGUCAGUGUUCUCGUCGUCGCGUCUCGUUCCGCGUGAAUCGCCGCCGAGCAUCGCAUCCGGUGCGAAGGCCGAGGGUCGCCUCCACAUUGAACGCACCAGCACACGGCGCGAGUGUCGCUUCCGCGCGACACGCAGCCUCAUUCAGCCGCGCGUUAUUUUUAGACGUUGCCGUUGUGUGGUUUGUUUUAUACGAAGCGGCAGUUCGCUGUCAGCGCACACCCAUUUUCCUCUCCUCUGAGUCUUCGGGCUCUUUUUUACUCUUCCUGCUUCUGUUUUUUUUUCCCACCUGCCGCUUUUUCACACGACCUCACAUACGCAACAGACCCGCUGCUCACGUAACCGUCCUGCAGCCUCACACCUUCUCACAGACACGUGAUUAUUAACAGUAAAGCUUAGUGUCAUUUUUACAUUAUCACAGACGCUUGUUUGUUUCAGCCGAUUCCCGCUUUGCUCUGAUGAGAUUAAUUCCACCCUUCAUGCUUUUCGCUUUAAUUCAUCCUAAACGCAGAUUUUUGCACCGCGUCUCAUCCUCCAAUCAGCGCGUGUUAUUUACAGCCAGAUGCGGAGAUAAACAGAGGGGCGCGUGGCUGUUGACCGGGGCAUCGUUCCGUUCACUCCGAUAAAAGUUGGCUCCGGUUCAUUUUCUUGCUGCUGCUGCUGCUGCUUGUGGCCGACUCGCCUCUGCCGCAGAGCUUUUUGUGUGCACGCGGUACUUUGUGCGUCACAACUUUCUGAUCAUCUAAAAAGUUUCCAGAGAACGAGCUGCCAGAGCAGUUUUGCAGCGCAAACAUGGCCGGCAUCCAAAGCAGCACAGUUUAUAUCAGCGGCAGCAUCUGGGUCGAACUGCUCCAGGCUGUGACUGUGCAUCUUCCCUGAGGCGCUGGCUGACAGUACAGUAGCGAGCAGAGUAUCUGCCAGGCGCGGGCCUCGGUCAUGGUCUACGAUGACACCAGUAAGAAGUGGGUGCCCAUCAAGCCUGGACAGCAGGGAUUCAGCCGCAUCAACAUCUACCACAACACUGCCAACAACACCUUCAGAGUGGUGGGCGUCAAACUGCAGGACCAGCAGGUGGUCAUCAACUACUCUAUAGUGAAGGGCCUCAAGUACAACCAGGCCACCCCGACCUUCCACCAGUGGAGGGACGCCAGGCAGGUCUAUGGCCUCAACUUCGCCAGCAAGGAGGAGGCCACCACCUUCUCCAACGCUAUGCUCUUCGCACUCAACGUCCUUAGCGCUCAGGAUGGAGGUCCAGCUGUUCAGCGCCAGGUCCAGAACGGGCCGACGUCAGAUGAGAUAGAAGCUCAGAGAGCGAGGCAGAUGAUGGAGCAGCAGCAGCAGCAGAUGCAGCAGAUGCACAUGGAGCGAGAGCGGCGGUCGUCCAACUCAGGUUCUCCUUUCCAAGGCCACCCUGCUGUGCUCUCCGUGGCCCCGCCAGUAGUACCUCCACCAAUGCACAUGGGCGGCCCCCCUCCCCCCCCACCGCCGCCGGGACCGCCGCCACCCUCGGCGGGGGCGCCUCAGCCGCCCCUCCCCCCUCCGCUGCCCCUGGGCGGAGGCGGCCACGGCGACGAGGCCCCAGCACCUACAGGACUCGCAGCGAUGAUUGCUGGAGCCAAACUGCGCCGUGUUCAGAAAACGGACGACGGCUCUUCAGGCGCCAAAACCGAAGCCAACCGAACCAGUGGAGGCAGUGGGGGACUGAUGGAGGAGAUGAAUGCUCUACUGGCACGAAGAAGGAAAGCGGCUUCAGAGAAGCCUGAGGACGGCCAAAAUGACGACCCAAACUCUCCAUCACCCAGCACCAGGGGUGGACAGAACGCCUCAGAUGGUGCAAAGAAGCCAUGGGAACGAGCUAACUCUGCAGACAGGUCGAUGGUCUCAAGGGUACGACCUGUGGGAAGUGGCAGUGACACAGACUCAGACUUGGACAGAAUGAAACAGGAAAUCUUGGACGAGGUGUUUCGUGAAUUGCACAAAGUGAAGGAUGACAUCAUUGAUGCCAUUAGAAACGAACUCAGUCGCGUUAGCACAACAUAAUCUUUCAGAGCCUGACAUGAAAAACCUUUUCGAACCAUUGCCCCUGAAGCAGCUGCUGUGGCCCUGAGGAGGAGGAGGAGUCGGGACAGAGGCCCAAACUGUGACAUGUACUCAUACUGUUCAGCUGUGGUGUUGAAGCAACACAGCACCGUUGCUGUAACACCUCAGACAUGUCUGUGUUAACAUUCGAUUUGUUUGUUUGGAGAGAGAGAUGGGAAUGGGGCAACACUCUCGCACUGAUUACUCUGAUUUCAUAACAUUUUGUCUGUUUGUUCGCCCAGUUCACCCCUGAAUCCUUAGCCUAAAGGAAAAUGGAUACAAUUCAUAUAAUUUAAUUUGCUCAGUUUUUUUCACAAGUUUGUUUUAAACUUUUGUAUUUGUUUUAUCAUUUUCAUUAUUUUUACUAUUGUUUUUAAUGUAAUGUUGAGUAUUAGUACAUUAGUGCACAUAAUGUUAAUAAUGAAGAAAUGAUAAAGAGAAUAUGAUAGUAAAUAUAACGUUAUUAAUAUUAUUGCAUUGUUUUAUUUCAGCCUUUUAUAUUUUAUAUUGUUUGUUUUCAUUUGGUUGUAUUUUGGAUUGCAAGCACAUCCAUUUUUGUGAUUAUUUAAUUCCAGUUUUCAUUGUUUUAUCCUUUUCACCAGUACAGGUAUGUGUGGAACCACGGCUAAAAAAAAACAGGCUUUGACCUGAAACCGGGGAUGUUUAAACCUCUUUGGAUAUUGCAAUCUUGUAAACAAAAUAAUAAUAAUAAUAAUAAUAAUAAUAAUAAUAUUAAUAAAACACCAGAGUAUUUGUGAUCAUGUUGUUCAUAAAAUGUUUAUUGGCUGCAAGGGUAUGGUGAAGUAUUGUUCAUUUUAUUCUCUCCUUUUCUGACAAAGUGCUUCCUGGACUACAACAACAAAAAAAGAAAAACACUAAGUUUAAAAUGAAUUGAAAUAAAACUGUGAACAAUGUCUUGGAUAAAUGA